Molecule: messenger RNA, 1373 nt
Organism: Pezoporus occidentalis (night parrot)
Lineage: Eukaryota; Metazoa; Chordata; Aves; Psittaciformes; Psittacidae
Gene: NEU3
Product: neuraminidase 3
Exons: 4
Coding region: 108-1340 (410 amino acids)
Biological process (GO): oligosaccharide catabolic process; ganglioside catabolic process
Cellular component (GO): membrane; cytoplasm; intracellular membrane-bounded organelle
Molecular function (GO): exo-alpha-sialidase activity
Source: RefSeq, a predicted model, not a curated record
CAAAGGCAGCAUCCACCCCCCGCGGCAACGGGCAGGAAGGGGCGGAACGGGGCGGAGCGGCCACGGCGGAGCGGAGGCUGCGGCUGUGAGGGCACCAGGGCAUCACCAUGUCCCAGCCCAUCUCCUGCCCCAAGGAGCAGGGGGAUGCCGCGGAGACCCCCCCCAAGCCAGCACCAUUGGGAUCCCCCCUUCUCUUCCCUCGGGAGACGCUGUUCCGGCAGGCAGGGGGGGUCACCUACCGCAUCCCGGCGCUGCUCUACAUCCCAUCGGCCGCCACGUUCCUGGCCUUCGCCGAGAAGCGUUCCUCAGCCAGGGAUGAGGAUGCCAAGUACCUGGUGCUGCGGCGGGGCCGGCGGCACGGCCCCUCGGUGCAGUGGGGCCCAGUUCAGGACCUCUCCGCUCUGACCCUUCCCGGCCGCCGCACCAUGAGCCCGUGUCCCCUGUACGACUCCAGGACCGGCACCACGUUCCUGUUCUGCAUCUGCGUGGAGCGGGGCCGCUCGGAGCGGGGCCAGCUGUGGUGCGGCCGCAGCGCCGCCCGCCUCUGCUUCGCCACCAGCACCGACGGCGGCCGCGCCUGGAGCCCGCUGCGGGACGUGACGGAUGAGGCCAUCGGCACGGACCUGCCCCGUUGGGCCACGUUCGCCGUGGGGCCAGGCCACGGCAUCCAGCUGGAUUCGGGGCGCUUGGUGGUGCCGGCGUACGCCUACUACAUCCACAGGCGGCUGUGCGGGCUCGUGCCGCUGCCCUGCUCCACGCGGCAGCAUUCCCUGGUGUUUUACAGCGAUGACAACGGUUGCCGCUGGCACAAAGGUGCCCUGCUCGGUGGCCGGCGCACGGGCGAGUGCCAAGUCGCCCAAAUCCACGGGGAUGAUCCCGAUGUUCCCGUGCUCUAUUGCAGCGCUCGGGCGCCGCGCGGGUGCCGGGCCGUGGCGCUCAGCACCGACCUCGGGCUGCGCUUCCAGCCCCUGCUGCGGUGCCCGGUGCUGGCUGAGCCCCCACGGGGGUGCCAGGGCAGCGUCGUGAGCUUCCCCGCACCGCAUCACACCGGCCCCGGCCCCGCGCCCGCCUGGCUGCUCUACUCCCAUCCCAUCGACCGGCACCGCCGCCGCGAUCUGGGCCUCUACGUGAACCCCUCGCCGCUGGACCAGGACGGGUGGUGGCACCCAUGGGUGCUGCGGGAGGGGCCGGCCGGGUACUCGGACCUGGCUGCGUGUCCCGGAGGGUUCUUUGGGUGCUUGUUUGAGUGCGGCGCUGAGAGCGCCUGGGAGGAAAUCGCCUUCUGCCUCUUCAGCCUGGGCACGGGGAGCCGCGGCGAGCGGAGCAGCGGUGCCUCCUGAACGGAGCCGGCUCUCGGGGGCAGCAUUCCCGAG